Messenger RNA from Rangifer tarandus platyrhynchus (Svalbard reindeer), 1365 nucleotides. The record is from the annotation of a GenBank genome assembly. Lineage: Eukaryota; Metazoa; Chordata; Mammalia; Artiodactyla; Cervidae.
AUGGCAGCUCGGAGGCGCAGGCCCGCCCUGCGGCUCUGCGCCGCAGUUUUUCUACUGGAUCUGGCUUUCUGUAAAGGACAUGUGGAAGAUCUCGAUGACUCGUUUAAAGAAAAUCGAAAAGAUGACAUUUGGCUUGUAGAUUUUUAUGCACCAUGGUGUGGCCAUUGUAAAAAGCUGGAACCGAUUUGGAAUGAAGUUGGUCUUGAGAUGAAAAGCAUCGGUUCUCCAGUGAAAGUGGGAAAGAUGGAUGCUACUUCCUAUUCCAGCAUUGCUUCAGAGUUUGGAGUUCGAGGUUAUCCAACAAUUAAGCUAUUAAAAGGGGACCUAGCAUAUAAUUAUAGAGGACCACGAACAAAAGAUGAUAUAAUUGAGUUUGCUCACAGAGUGUCAGGGGCUCUAAUUCGGCCACUUCCGAGUCAGCAAAUGUUUGAACAUAUGCAGAAGAGACAUCGUGUAUUUUUUGUUUAUAUAGGUGGAGAGUCACCUCUGAAGGAGAAAUACAUUGAUGCUGCUUCAGAAUUAAUUGUAUAUACGUACUUCUUUUCUGCCUCAGAAGAAGUCGUCCCUGCGUAUGUGACCCUGAAAGAGAUGCCCGCCGUGCUUGUUUUCAAAGAUGAAACCUAUUUUGUUUAUGAUGAGUAUGAAGAUGGUGAUCUGUCAUCUUGGAUCAACAGGGAGAGGUUUCAGAAUUACCUUACGAUGGACGGCUUCCUCUUGUAUGAACUUGGAGACACUGGAAAGCUUGUGGCUAUCGCAGUAAUUGAUGAGAAAAAUACAUCAGUUGAACAUACCAGAUUAAAAUCAAUUAUUCAGGAAGUUGCUAGAGAUUACAGAGACCAGUUCCACAGGGAUUUUCAGUUUGGCCACAUGGAUGGAAAUGACUAUAUAAAUACCUUGCUGAUGGAUGAAUUGAAAGUCCCAACUGUGGUUGUACUGAAUACUUCAAACCAACAGUACUUUUUACUAGAUAGACAGAUUAAGAAUGCAGAAGACAUGGUCCAGUUCAUUAAUAACAUCUUGGAAGGCACAGUAGAUGCCCAAGGAGGUGAUAGCAUUUUGCAGAGAUUGAAACGAAUAGUAUUUGAUGCCAAAUCUACUGUUGUGUCCAUAUUCAGGAGCUCCCCACUGAUGGGCUGCUUCCUCUUCGGCCUGCCCCUGGGCGUCAUCAGCAUCAUGUGCUACGGCAUCUACACGGCUGACGCGGACGGAGGCUACAUCGAGGAGCGGUACGAAGUGUCCAAGAGCGAGCCUGAUGGCCCAGAGCCGGCAGGAGAGAGCCAGGAGCCCCCGGAGCCCGGGGCUGGGGAGUCUCUGCUGCCCGCCCCGCAGGAGCCCAAAGACGUGCUAGAAAAAAAGAAAGAUUGA